Corvus hawaiiensis (hawaiian crow) is the source of this 957-nucleotide messenger RNA. It is a transcript of the gene TMEM218, whose product is annotated as transmembrane protein 218. The transcript is spliced from 2 exons. Lineage: Eukaryota; Metazoa; Chordata; Aves; Passeriformes; Corvidae. Bases 72 to 572 code for a protein of 166 amino acids. The record is from RefSeq and is a predicted model, not a curated record.
CUGGGCAUCAGCGGCCGGGCGGUCCCGGGGCGGGAGGAGCCGUGCCCCGGGUGUCCCCCGAGGCCCCGGGGAUGGGCCUGGAUUGGCUCCCAGGGUGCCCUGAGGACUCAGGGGUUGCCCCUGGAGACCAACGCAUGGCCCCAGCUGCUGCCCUGAGGCCCCGGGGAUGGACCUUUACCUUGGGAAUGGCCCCAGAUGGGUCAUUGACCCAGGGAUGGGCCCCACUGGCCAUCGAGAAGCCCUCCUGGGAAUGGUUCUUUAGCCCAGGGAUAGGCCGCAAGGAUGCCCUGAGGCCCCGGGAAUGGACUUCCACCUCAGAGGUAGCCCCGGCACCAUCCCCGAUGCCCGGGGCAUUGCCCCGUGCUGCCUUUUUGCUCUCCUGCGGCUGUUCUCAGGCACCUCUCCCGCUGGAAGAGGCCGUGUUGCUCACGGAGCUGAUUGUGGACACCUUCUUCAUUGGCCGCUUCAUCCUCCUGGCUGUGAUGAGCCUGGUCUUCCUUGGGUGCCUGUUCCUGCUCCUGAUUUACCACCUCAUGGAACCUGUGUAUGCCAAGCCGCUCCACAGCAGCUAGAGACAACAGUCUCUGCACAGAGGAAAUCCUGAUUUCGUGGGAAUAAACCAGAGACCACGAGACUGUUCUGGAGGUGACCACGAUGGUUUUUCUGAGCUCAGAAAGAGCCAGCAAAGCAAGUGAAGUCUUUGCUUCAUCUACAGAAGCAAAGUUUGGUCUGAGCACGAGCCCGUUCUUCCCCAGGGGGUUCAAACCUCUGCACCUGCAAAGGUGUGUGAACCUCUGAAUCCUGCUCUCGUUUACAGGAGAGCUGAGAUGCAGGCACUUGGUGCUGCUCCUGAUCCAGUGCAUUGAACUGAACCCACGUGGUUUGUUACUGUUACCCACAAGAGACAGUUCCUUCCUGCUCCUUUUUCACUGUGGUUUAAUAAAACUCUUGGAGAAA